UGUGGAAGUUCAAUGCGUCCUCGACGCACAAAGUGACUGAUGCGAGACUCCAAACCUUCACAUUUGGGGCGAUCCAUUAACGGAAGAGGAUAGCCAUCAUACAACGGACUUGAUGAUAGAGGAACGCCUGGCCUGUCACUUCAAACUGAAUCAGUAACGACACCUGUCAAGGAGAAGUAAUGGAUGCGCUGAUGGGGCCAGAUCAGUACCGAUGGAAUAAUAUGAACUAUGAAGAUCGACUCAAAGCAGCUAUGGCCUUUAUCCGCCUUUGUGUGGAACACGGAGGGGGAGACAGCCCAAGACAAGGCCGUGUUCCACCUCAGCUUGAUCCAUACACAAAAGCUUCUGUGACCUCUGUGACCAGACCCAUGCUUCCUGUGAUGAUCAAACAUCCUCAGACAGAACCCACUUUGCUACCAGCGGAGCCCAGUAUUCCUAGGAAACCUGUGAUGAAAAGGAAGGUUCUGAGGCGAAGACCCAAUGGAGAAAUACAGGUGACAGAUGAAUCAGUCACCAGCGAACCUGAAUCUACCAGUAUAAGUGACCCUGAGUAUGGGGAUCUGAGUCAGAGAACAUGCAGUCCUCAUCAGGAAGAUGAAGAGUCUGAGGAAGAAUGUGAGCCAAAGAGUUCCCCUGAAUCAGAGGCUGCUUAUUCCUGGAGAUCUUCGGAAGAGAGCCAGAGUCAUGGCUCCCAAAGAGAGAGCCAGUGCCAAAGCAGUCCAUCAUCCGUGCAGGACCUGAUCAUCACUGGUCACCCAAAGUCCUUCAUAUUACCAAGAUUAGACCAAAUAAGCCAAAACAGAAUGAAGACUGACCGGGUAGCCCGUUACUUGGAGCAUAAGCACGACUGGGAGUCGCUACGGCUACCAGGGGAAGAUUCCAGGAAAAAUGUGCGGUGGAGCAUCCGGGAACAGAUGCUGUAUAAGACGGAAUUUCCUCCUAGGUCUCAGCACGUUUAUAUACCCAACAAUUACCUGGUGCCUACUGAGAAGAAGAGAUCUGCCCUGCGAUGGGGAAUACGCUGUGACCUGGCAAACGGGGUCGUGCCUAGAAAUUCUUACUCGUCCUAGAAAUGCUGAGUCGUUACAGCUGUAUUUACAGCCGUGUGCAUUGCUUAGCAUCACCUAAGUGUUCCUAUUUUGUUUCCUUUGAAGUGUAAAUCCUGCUUAUUUUAAAAUUGCUUUGGCUUUCCAAAUUGAUCCGUGCUGGCACAGAAGAAUUUUUCCCUAUUAGUGCUACUUAAAUGGUUGCUGUGAAAAGGAUCCCUUACAUACAAAUAGUGACCCCUAAAAAUAAGAUAAAUUUCAGCCUACUGGAAUGUGUGUCAAGGAGAACAACUUUUAUUGAAAUAUCUUUUGU
Gekko japonicus is the source of this 1359-nucleotide messenger RNA. RefSeq names its product hydrolethalus syndrome 1 (gene HYLS1). Gene Ontology annotation, biological process: cilium assembly. The coding region runs from base 180 to 1070 and encodes 296 amino acids. Lineage: Eukaryota; Metazoa; Chordata; Lepidosauria; Squamata; Gekkonidae. The record is from RefSeq and is a predicted model, not a curated record. The transcript is spliced from 3 exons. Gene Ontology annotation, cellular component: non-motile cilium; centriole.